This is a messenger RNA of Cloeon dipterum, 1473 nucleotides long. Its product is annotated as protein yellow-like. NCBI's taxonomy places the organism in Eukaryota, Metazoa, Arthropoda, Insecta, Ephemeroptera, Baetidae. Bases 219 to 1031 code for a protein of 270 amino acids. The record is from RefSeq and is a predicted model, not a curated record. The transcript is spliced from 3 exons.
UUUUGCAUGGCCUGCUGUGCCUAGCCAACGCCAUCAACUUCACAACCGUCUACGAGUGGGACAAAUUUGAUUUCGCCUGGCCGUCAAGAGCGAAAAGUUCAAAUGGACAGAUUCAACGAAAUUUUAUUCCAAAGAAUGUUCAUUUUCUUAACCUGGCUGUUUUUGAGAAAAGACUUUUUCUAAGCCUUAUUCCGCAUGCUGGAAUUCCCACCACACUGAUGUGGUUGCCAACGAGCGGCACGUCGACCGCGCCUCCAAAGCUUGCUCUGUUCCCAUCCUUGGAUUUACAUAAAGAAGACAACUGCGACACUAUUCAAUGGGCCAAAGGUAUGGAAACGGACACUGAUGGUCGGUUGUGGGCGCUUGACCUAGGUAGCAGCAAUUGUCCGAGCAAACUUUGGAUAUUCGACCUUCUCAACAACGACAGAACCGAGCGCGUUCACCAGUUUCCGGACACAGUUGUCUCUCAUUCAUAUAAUAAAAGGAAGCUGCAUGAUUUAGUGCUCGACAAAACGCCAGACGAUUACCUUGCGUAUAUUGCGGACCUUUUUUCUGAGCGCAUCGUAGUUUACAGCCGAAAAACCGACAAAUCUUGGUCAGUUAAAACAACAGGGGAUCGUUGGCUUUCCUUGGCAAUCUCUCCUAACAGGGAAGCGAGACAGUCGUUGUACCUUAUUGGAAUAUUAGGCUCAAAAGUACUGAAUUCAGUGUCUGUGUCUGAGCUGAAGAAUGAAGGCGGAAGCGCUGCUGUUAAAUUCAUUGGCAAUUUUACUGAAAAACCUUACAGAAUGUUGAUCGACAGUGCCAAUGUCUUGUAUGCCGCAUUUUACUUCCAGAAUUACUUCUCCAAAUGGAAUACUUCGGAGCCCUUCCGUGAGCAGCGUUUACAUGAGGUCGGAAGUCUGGAUGGUAGUUUGCCAUUUACUUUUGCCUUGGACGAGAACGACACUUUAUGGGUAAUGGAGAGAAACGUAAUUGGGGGUGAGGCUAGGCAUAAACUACUCAAGGCUGCAGUCGGCGCAAGAUCAUAGUUACUCAGGCCAUCCACAGGUAUAAAUUAAAUCCAAAAUGAACUUUCCAUUGCGAGGGAAAUAUAAUAAAAUUUUGUAAUGAAAUUCUGAGAUCGUAUUUAAUUUGGGAAUCGUUUUUGCUUGUAGUCGGACUUUGUUGAAUAAAAACUCGUCAAUCAUAUAUAUACAUCAAUUUAUGAUUAAUAAACAUUUAAUAAAAUAACGGUAUUUAAUUUUAAAAUUUUAAAUAAAACCAUUUUUGCGUGGUGAUUAACUCCAGCACGGGCUUUUCUCUGUAAAAAAAAAAAUAGUUUUCCCCUUCGACGUGAGAUUGUGCGGUAGAAAAGUAAUUUUUAAUCAAUUCAUUUAAUGACCGCUUUUUCUCAUUUAAUUUUCUUUUGAAAUGCUUUAAAUUCACAAUUUUGCCACCUCUUUAUUUGUGUAAUAUUCAUUCAUUGGUAAC